Molecule: messenger RNA, 495 nt
Organism: Aspergillus wentii DTO 134E9
Lineage: Eukaryota; Fungi; Ascomycota; Eurotiomycetes; Eurotiales; Aspergillaceae
Exons: 1
Coding region: 1-495 (164 amino acids)
Molecular function (GO): fatty acyl-CoA hydrolase activity
Source: RefSeq, a predicted model, not a curated record
AUGGCACCAGAUGCAUACCGCACGACUGAUUUUAACCUGUCUUUGGACGAACGCAUUCGCUCCUACCAGGCCAGUGUUGUUGCGGAUCCUAAGUAUAGCGGAUUUGACACACAAAUGCUCCGGGGGGUGGAAUACAUUGGAGCUCACGCAGAGUCCAAAACAACCGUGUUCCAAUUUGAGGUAGCAGACUUCAUGUGCAACAAGGAUGGUGUGCUACAUGGUGGUGCAGCGUCAAUCAUGUUUGACAAUAUUAGCUCAACCUCACUGUUCACAAUCGGGCAGCCUGGCUACUGGGAUAAUUUAGGGGUCAGUCGGUCGCUGUCUAUCUGGUUCCAUCAUCCCAUCCCUGCAGGAGCCAGGAUACGGCUGGUCAAUACUGUGGUCGAUGCAGGGCGGAGGAUGGCGACAGUGCGUUCAAUCAUGAAGUCGCCCGACGGGAAGACCUGCGCUAGCUGCGUGCAUGAGAAGUACUUUAUUCGCCGUACGAGUCUGUAG